Molecule: messenger RNA, 567 nt
Organism: Candoia aspera
Lineage: Eukaryota; Metazoa; Chordata; Lepidosauria; Squamata; Candoiidae
Product: C-type lectin BpLec-like
Exons: 5
Coding region: 1-567 (188 amino acids)
Molecular function (GO): signaling receptor activity
Source: RefSeq, a predicted model, not a curated record
AUGCAGCAGGAAGAGGGAGCAAGCAAGAGAACAUCAGAGGGGCAUCCAGCUCAGCUGCCCACCACUUCUGCCCAUCCAGGAGAAGAGCAUCGCCAGGCAAUCCUUACAACAUCAUGGUGUUCUGUCUUUUCUUCUUCUUUUUCCCUGUCCUCUUUCAAUGCAGUGGAGGCCGACACCUGUGCCAGGGAGUGGCUGCAAAACCAAGGCAACUGUUAUGCAUAUUUUGAUAAUAGGUUGACGUGGCAGGAAGCUGAGACUGAGUGCAAGAGCUAUGGCCGUGGGGCCCAUCUCGCUUCCAUCCUCGCCAGAGCAGAGGCUCUCCUGGUGGCUGAGCACAUCUCCACUUACCAACAAGAACUCAGUGACGUCUGGAUUGGACUCCACGAUGUCCGUUGGACCAGGAAUGGGACUGAUGGAUCCCCUUACAAAUCCUGGAUGAGCUACCAGCCAGACAACGAUGGCAAGAAUGAGCACUGUGUGGAGCUGCGACAAUCCACAGGCUUUCAGCUAUGGAACGACAAUCAGUGCAGCAAACUCAAUGCCUACAUCUGCAAACAGGAGCUCUGA